GCGGAAGAGGCGGGGCGGAUGGUCAUGCACUUCCGGAGCCUGGCAUCGCUGGCUGAAGCGGUCUGUUCCGUGAGACAUCCCGAGGGCCGUAGCUGGGCGGCACUAUGGUCCACCUCACUACCCUUGUGUGUAGAGGUUACCGCGGGGGCCACUUAACCAUUCGCCUCGCGUUGGGUGGCUGCACCAACAGGCCCUUUUACCGCAUCGUGGCUGCUCACAACAAGUGCCCCAGGAACGGCCGUUUCGUGGAGCAGUUGGGCUCCUAUGAUCCACUGCCCAACAGUCACGGGGAAAAACUUGUGGCCCUCAAUCUGGACAGGAUCCGACACUGGCUUGGCUGUGGGGCCCACCUCUCUAAGCCCAUGGAGAAGCUUCUAGGACUCUCUGGCUUUUUCCCUCUGCAUCCUAUGAUGAUCACAAGUGCCGAGAGAUUGCGAAGGAAACGGGCACGUGAAGUCCUCUUGGCUUCUCAGAAAACAGACACAGAGCCUACAGAAACAGAAGUGAGCUAACUUCAGUGAUGAGCACAGUAGUGGUUACAGCGUCAAAGUCCUCUAAAAGCAUUGUGCAGUGCUCUUUUGUUAGUGUGGAGGUUAAUAAAUGGAGUUUUCUCAGUCA
Jaculus jaculus (lesser Egyptian jerboa) is the source of this 618-nucleotide messenger RNA. RefSeq names its product mitochondrial ribosomal protein S16 (gene Mrps16). Lineage: Eukaryota; Metazoa; Chordata; Mammalia; Rodentia; Dipodidae. The coding region runs from base 105 to 512 and encodes 135 amino acids. The record is from RefSeq and is a predicted model, not a curated record. Gene Ontology annotation, biological process: mitochondrial translation. Gene Ontology annotation, cellular component: ribosome; mitochondrial small ribosomal subunit. Gene Ontology annotation, molecular function: structural constituent of ribosome. The transcript has 3 exons.